AUGCAAAAUGGCUCCAAGUACGUCCCGCCGCACCUAAGGGGUGGUGGGGGCGAAGAAGGACCAGGUCCCGCUGUCGUCCAGCCUGCGGGGAUCCCUGGGGGACCGGGAGGACCAGUCCCUGUGCAAGGCGCCCCUCAACCCACCGGCGCUUGGGCUCCGCGGCCGGGGGCCGGCGGCUACCAGGGCGGCGGGGGGGGGUACCAGGGGGGCGGGGGAGGCGGGUAUGAUCCCGGAGGAGGUGGGGGGUACGGUGGCGGCGGCGGCGGCGGCCACGACCGUGGAGGUUACGGAGGCGGCGGCGGGGGAUACCACGGCGGGGGCGGUGGGGGAUACCAAGGAGGCGGCGGCGGGGGAUACCAUGGCGGGGGUGGCGGGAGGAAGUGGGACAGGGGAGACUUUCGCCCGGCCCCGCGCAACUCCCGUUGGAAUGACGGGGGAGGGGGGGGGGGGGGACGCGGGGGCGGAGGCAUAAACGCCAAAGGGUUCCACGGGAACAUGAACGAAGACCUGCGCUUGGAGAAGCAGCUUUUCAACACCACGGAACACGCCUCCCAGGGCAUCAACUUCGACCGGUACGACGACAUUCCGGUGGAGACCUCCGGGGAGAACGUGCCCGAGCCCAUCGACAGCUUCGAGCUGGACAUGCUCGGCGAGGACCUCAUGCGCACCACCAACCUCUGCGGCUACACCAAGCCCACGCCCGUGCAGAAGUACUCGAUCCCCAUCGGGAUUUCCAACCGCGACCUGAUGGCGUGCGCGCAGACGGGGUCCGGGAAGACCGCCGGUUUCCUUUUCCCCACCCUCAUCUCUCUGCUCAGGCGCGGGGGACCCCAGUACCCGAACGAUGGUCGAAGGAAGUCUUACCCGGUGGCUCUAGUGCUGGCGCCUACGCGCGAACUGGCGUCCCAGAUCUAUGACGAGGCUCGCCGGUUCUGCUACCGCACGGGUAUCGCGCCUGUCGUCAUCUACGGCGGCGCCGACGUCCGUUCGCAGUUCCGCGAGCUGGAGAGGGGAUGCGACCUUCUCGUUGCCACCCCCGGGCGGCUGGUUGACCUCCUCGAGCGCGGGCGCAUCUCUCUGGCAUGCAUCCAGUUCCUGGUGCUGGACGAGGCCGACCGCAUGCUCGACAUGGGUUUCGAGCCCCAGAUCCGCCGUAUCGUGGAGGAAGAAGACAUGACCCGUGUUGGUGAGAGGCAGACGUUCAUGUUCUCGGCGACCUUCCCUCGGGAGAUCCAGCAGCUGGCGGCUGACUUCAUGACCGACUACAUCUUCCUCGCGGUCGGCCGCGUCGGCUCUGCCUCCAAGGACGUUACCCAGACGGUGGAGUACGUGGACCAGAACCAGAAGUUCCCCAUGCUGCUGCGCACCCUGAACAACCUCGAGGCUACCGGUUUGGUGCUGGUCUUCACGGAGACGAAGCGCAACGCUGACUACUUGGAGUACCAGCUCUCCGAUCAAGGGUACCCGGCGAGCUCCAUCCACGGCGACAAGACGCAGAGAGAGAGGGAGGACGCGCUGCGGCUGUUCAAGACCGGCACUACCCCUAUCCUGGUGGCCACCGAUGUCGCGGCUCGCGGUCUGGACAUCAACAACGUGACGCAGGUGAUCAACUACGACCUUCCCACCAAUAUCGAUGACUACGUGCACCGCAUCGGUCGAACGGGCCGCGUGGGCAACGUGGGUAACGCGCUCUCCUUCAUGAACGAGAAGAACAGGAACGUUGCUAGGGAGCUGUACGAGAUGCUCGGCGAGAACCAGCAGGAGUGCCCGCAGUGGCUCGCUUCCAUGGCCAUGUACGGCGGCGGCGGCGGAGGGGGCGGCGGCGGGCGCCGCACCCGCGGGGGCUCCAAGGGCGGCCGCAACUUCGGCGCCAGGGACUUCCGGAAGGACGGCGGCGGUGGGGGAGGUCACGGCGGCGGAAGCAGGGGUGGAGGAGGCAGCGGAGGUGGCGGGGGCGGCGGCGGGGGCGGAGGAUACGGUGGUGGGGGAGGGUACGGCGGCGGCGGCGGGGGAGGCUACGGCGGCGGGUACGGCGGCGGCAGCUACGGGGGAUCCCGCGGCGGCGGCGGCGGCAGCUACGCCGGAACGGACGCGUGGUAAGCGGACCCCGCCCUACGCUUGCUGCCGCUGUUGGUUCGCUUACUUGACCAGCUUUGUCAAGGUUGUCGUCUCGCUGUGGUGAAUGAGCGGGUGGUCUUCGUUGUCGUUAGUGUCUCGAGAGCGAGCGAGCGUGGAUGAUGGAUCGAUAAGUCCCUCGAGUCGGUGGUGGCCAAGGGCCUUUCCCCUGCCCGCCGUCGCCGAGCAAGUUACGGACUGUCGCCCAAACAAGCGGCACGCACGCACCAAGGCACGACACAGGGCAGGGCAGGGCAAGAGCAAGCCAGGACGGGCGGCGUUUUGGGAGGUGGAAGGGACGCGUACUCCUACUACCCUUAGCCCAUUGCAGUACAGCGUUAUGUGGGGUCGGAUCGGGUAGUCUUUUGGGGGGGGGGGGGGGGGCGGGGGGGCGAGGGCGGUUGUUCUACCUUCACCAGUGUGCUGUGUUCCUACCUUCACCGGUGUGCGGUGUUCUACCUUCAGGGAGUGUGCAGGCUGUCUGCAGCGGAGGGAGUCGGCUGUUCUAGAAUGGAGCGUGGCGUUGGAUGGUGUGGGGCACGGCACGGGGGAGAUAAUACCAUGGUACAGGGGACGGUAGACCCGGGGCGCAGCACGUUUUUCCCCAUACGUCGAGGCGGGCAAAAAACGCGAGGGAAUAAAGGGUUUACUUUCUUGCGUGUUUUGCAGGAGUUAGUGCGAGGGGGGUUGUUGUUGCGCAAGGCAAGGGUUGGCGGAAUUACCGUCUUUCGUCGCCAGGAUCUGGGGGUGUUUUUUGGCGACUUUUUUGCGUCCUUCCUUUAUUUUUUUUGUUACUGUUUUUGUGAGGUUUAUUUAGGUAUGCCAGACGUGAGAAAUACUAGCAUGGUUGGCACUUUUGCACUUGAGGAGACUGCUUUUGCCUCUGUAUCGUGUCUCUCUUGUUGGUUACCAAGGCAUGAAGUGACACUGCUGUGAAUUGUCGAAAGAGAGCAAGAGCUAGAGGUGGUUCGAAGGGUGAUUCACUUAAAACCUGUCAAGAUUGAUCCGAAGAAUGAUCGGGACUUGCGUGUGGGGCAGCUUAGCGCCUUUUCCUACACAUGAGAGUCUGGGAAAAAGGAUAGGGGGAUGAUGCAAAGAGAUUUGCGGGGUGGGCGUCGGUAUCACGACGGCCAUCUCGGGGAUUCAAUUAUCGAAUUAUCGAGGGGUUUGUUUUAGUAUAUUGGUAUCAAUCAACAGAGUCACAGGCUACGGGCCUGCGACUCCCGGCUCGCGCUUGGAUUGCGGAGAGCGGGGGGAUUGCGCAGUGUCGGAGCGGGCGGGUUUGGGUGCAGAGGGAAAGAGAGAGGUUUGGGGCGGGAGGACGCCAACAACGGCCGAGAUUUUGCUCUGUUUAGAUGUUCCCUGUACACGUACCUCUCUGUCCGUCGGUCUCUUUUUCGUGUCCGUCCGGUUGUUUUGUUGGGCUCUUCAACCCCCUCAUAGCGCGCUCGGCACCAACAGUGGAAAGUUUUCCCGGAAAACCGUUCCAUGCAAAGAGGGCAACGCCGGAACACCACUAAGCUGUUUCUUGAGACGAGAAGGGGGGGGGGGGGGGGGGGGACGCGCACGGGAACGUGUCAACUCUGUGUGUGUUCGGUGUUCGUGUGUGUUUUGGGGAGGCUUGGUAGUGGGCAGGAUAGCGUGUGGUUAAACGUCCGACCGAGCGACCGUUUAACAUUUUGCCUCUGUUGGGUCUGUUGGAGUACCGUAGCGUAGUCCUUGCUUCCACGGCUGGCUGAUGAUGUCAAGAGGCCUGUUUUGCUAUUAUCGUGUUGUGCGUGUUUCGCAAAGCCGCACGGGAGAGGCCGGCACCUAUUUGCUGCUGCUGCUGCUGCUGCUAUUGCAGCCUGGACGAAGGGGCCGAGUGUACGGACGUAGCCCACCGCCUUGGCGUUUGCUGUGUAAGAAUGUCCCGGUGUCCCUAGUGUGUUGUCUCUUGGUCUGGUUUCGUCGUUUCGUUGGCAUACAUGCGAUUUGGAGGGCCAGAGGGCCGGCCACGGGUGGACGGCGAUCCACGCUAUGGCUGGCUGGCGAGAUCUUUCUAUUACAUACAUUCGUGAAAUGGCAUGCGUGCGUGCGUGCGUGCAUGUUUUUGUUUCUAGUACCCGUGCGGCGAAAAUAGGGAGAACAGUGACAUUUGAGGACCGAUUAGAACGCGAUUUGUCGGUCCUUUUGCUACUUGCGCGGUUCUGAAUGAACAUUCCUCGCGAUAUCAAGGCAAACACAGGGUGAAACGCCAAUCAAUCAGGGUGGUACCUUGGUGCAGGCGGGCGGCAGCAGGAACAACAUGCGCGAAAGAGAGCAGCGUCUACGUCUGUCUACGUCGACGUCGACGUGCCUUUUAUUUGUUAGUACACAGGAUGUCUUUUGUUUCGUUCGGUGUCAGUCUCGUUGUUGUUGGCUUACUCUCUUCUGUCUCUCUCGUUGUGUUCAUGCUUGCGCCUGCCUUCAUUUAUGAAUGCCUUUUAGUGAUUUGGAUGAUGGUGAUGAUGACGAUGAUGCGGGCGUGAAAGCCGUAAAUUAAUGGGGCUGUGUUGUUGUGGCUUGGCGGACGAAACCCGCUUGCCAGUGUAAGUCCUCCUCUUUCUGUCGGUCGUCGGUUCGGUUCGGUUCACAAAAGCAGCAACAGCGGAAGAACAAUGGGCGUAAGGAGUACCUACCACCACGUGGUCGGUGGUGUUGCACAAAUAUUAUGUAAGGGGGCACGGUGUGGUUUCGGGCCGUCUAGGUUAGGCUCGUCUCACGAACGAGUUGUUGUUGUUGGUUCGUGUCUGUCUUUGUCCGGCUGAAGAUAAAACAAAUGAACAACAAGUAAGUGCCAAGAUUUGAACGAUGAUUAAUAUGUCUAUCUCCUGCAACGUGUGUGCGGAAGUCAGUCUGUCUGUCAGCGUGUCAUGGCGUUGGUGCCCCCCUGUCCUACUAUUGGUGGUAUGUAUCUACCUGAAGUACUGCGAGGAAACACAUAAUAAUAACUUUAAUUCGUU
Ectocarpus siliculosus is the source of this 5099-nucleotide messenger RNA. NCBI's taxonomy places the organism in Eukaryota, Phaeophyceae, Ectocarpales, Ectocarpaceae. The record is from the annotation of a GenBank genome assembly.